GAAAAUCAUUAGUGAAUUAUUUCCACUAAUGGCGACAUACAUUCUUGUUUAUUUUACUGGCAGUUCGAUAUCCUUAGUUAUUUUCUUUGUUUAUAGUUAAAAUGAAUUACUGGCUUUUAGAAUGAAUUCCUCAUCAGCUGCUUUGAGUUCAUUCUGUAUACUAUGUAAUCUCAUAUCGUCAAUAUGCAUUGUGAUGCUCAACAAGUGGAUAUUUGUUCAUUACAAGUUCCCAAGUAUUACUCUAACAUGCAUCCACUUCAUUGUUACAUCACUAGGACUAAAGAUUUGUUCUACCUUUAAUGUGUUUCGCCCACGAAGUCUGGAAUUUCAACGUAUGCUACCACUAUCACUAACUUUCUGUGGAUUUGUUGUCUUAACAAAUUUAAGUCUUAUGUACAACACAGUUGGAACAUACCAACUUCUUAAAGUUUUAACAACACCCUGCAUUAUGCUGAUUCAGUACGCCUUUUAUAAAAAAUCGUAUACAGGUGGAACAAUCUUAACUUUGAUCCCAAUUUCAACUGGUGUUUUCUUGAAUUGCUAUUAUGAUAUAAAAUUCAAUUUUACUGGAAUUGUAUUUGCUCUUUUCGGCGUAUUUGUUACAUCAGUGUACCAAGUGUGGGUUGGUCAAACGCAAAAAGAUCUUAAUGUGAACGCUAUGCAACUGUUAAACUACCAGGCACCUUUGUCAGCUGGUGUGUUAGUAUUGGUGAUUCCCUUCUUUGAACCUGUGUUUGGUGCUGGAGGUAUUUUUCAUCUUUGGCCUGUACAUGUGUGGGUGCUGGUGCUCUCAUCUGGAAUUGUUGCAUUCUCAAUUAAUCUCACGAUUUUCUGGAUUAUUGGAAACACCUCACCCGUUACUUAUAACAUGGUUGGACAUCUGAAAUUUUGUCUUACUUUGAUGAUUGGAUACUUUUUAUUCCACGACAUUUUGGCGACAAGACAGAUAGUCGGCGUGCUUUGCACAUUGUCUGGUGUGUUCGUUUACUCUCAUUUAAAGUUGAAAGAAUCGAAACCUCCAGCCAGCAUCCAACGCAAUGUGUAGUCCAUACUUGAUUGGUUAUGAUUUAUCUGGGAAAUGAUUUUAGAACGACUUUGAAAUCUGCGUUUUACUGGACACUGUAGGAUGAAGUAUUUAGUGUGAGAACUACUAUCCCUCUUUAAAUGCCAAUAUGGAGUUUCUAAAUGGGAUUUCGAUAACUGUUUUGCUGUUUAAUAUACGUACAGCUCUCGUGUUAGUGGAUAGGAUUAAGGAGAUAGUUUUUUUAAUUAUGACCGUUACUUGUCCACCGAAUUAAAAGAUUGUAUCGUCUAAUACGUCUAGUACAAAUAGGUACACUGCAGAUUGUGGGUAAUCUUUUGGUUUCAACCACACUAUCUAGCUGAGAUAAAGUGACGAGGCGAUGUACAAGACUAUGCAUAAUUAAUGAAUUAGUACCAAUUGAUUGGUUUAGAGGAAUUGUAAUAAAGUUUUGUCCUCAGAGUUUGUUUUAUAUUUCGUGCAACUAACUUAAUUGAACACUCUGCGCCACGUGUGACGUCGCAAUGAGACAGGAAUGAAAAAUAUGCCGAUAUUCUAGCUGGAGAUUUUUAAAUUAUAUCAAAUUUUAAAUUGUAAUAUUAAAGAGUAAGAUAUGAUCUUUUGUUUACUUUUCUA
Molecule: messenger RNA, 1657 nt
Organism: Hydractinia symbiolongicarpus
Lineage: Eukaryota; Metazoa; Cnidaria; Hydrozoa; Anthoathecata; Hydractiniidae
Product: solute carrier family 35 member E3-like
Exons: 6
Coding region: 122-1045 (307 amino acids)
Cellular component (GO): Golgi apparatus
Molecular function (GO): nucleotide-sugar transmembrane transporter activity; antiporter activity
Source: RefSeq, a predicted model, not a curated record